CGUCAACCGAGAAAACGCAACCCAACAAAAUUACAAAACGGUAACGUUUUCCGUAAAGCCGGUCAACCUAAACCCCUCUCCCCAUUCUCUCUCUCCCCAUUCUCUCUCUCUCACACUAAAUGCACUUCUCAGCCACAAAAACCUAAAUUCUCAGAUCGCCGAUUCCCACACGGCACUCCGGUCAAAUCCCUCCGCCUAUAAAUCAGUCUCCAUCGUCGACAUACUCGCCGAUUCACCGAAACCCUAGCUUUGUUCCAAUCCUCUUCCCUCUGAAAUAAACCCGAUUUUCGAUCCGGUGUUCUCAGAUCUCGGCCUUUUUUUUUCAGAUCGAUGGAGGAGGACGACGAGAUGCAUUCACCGGUGUCGGCGGGGAGCGGAUCUCCGGCGUCGCCGAGGGCGAACGGUCGGAUAACGGUGACGGUGGCGGUUCCGUCUCAGAUACCGACGGCGGCGCAAGAGUCGCCGCAGAACAACACGCUAACCCUAGCGCUGCCGUCGCAGGUCAGAAGCAGCGGCGGGAGGGAGGACUGCUGGAGCGAAAGCGCGACGGCGGUGCUGAUCGAGGCGUGGGGGGAGAGGUACCUGGAGCUGAGCAGAGGGAACCUGAAGCAGAAGCACUGGAAGGAGGUGGCCGACAUUGUGAGUAGCAGAGAGGACUAUGGGAAAAUCCCCAAAACUGAUAUCCAGUGCAAGAACAGAAUCGACACUGUGAAGAAGAAGUAUAAGUUGGAGAAAUCGAAGAUGAUGGCCGGAGGUGGGCCGAGCAAGUGGCCCUUUUUCGAAAAGCUUGAUCAUUUGAUUGGCGCCACUGCUAAGGGUACCCUUGGUUCUGCUUCUGGUGGUGGUUCGGUGCCGCCGGGUUUCUUGGCUAAGAACCAUAAGAUUCCGAUGGGAAUGCCGGUCGGGGUCCGAGGAGGAGGAGUUGGUCAUUUUGUCCCCAAACACCAGCAGCAGCUGCAGAAGGCAAAUGCUAAGAAAAGGGAUCCGGUGGAGUGGGAUUCGGAUUCUUCAAGGGAGGUCUCUCCGGUCUCUGCUGAUAGCUUUCCGCCCCCUGUUUCUGAGCUGAAGAGGCCGAGGAUGGCUGGGCGGGGGGUGAAUACUGGUUUAGGGAGGGGGAGAGGAGGAGGAGGAGGAGGAGGGGUUGGGAAAGAGAUUAGAGGAAGAGUUGGGGGUGGAGAGAAGAAAGGUGGGUGGGGGAAUUCAAUGAGGGAAUUGGCGCAGUCAAUGCUGAGGUUCGGGGAGGCUUAUGAGCACGCCGAGACUGCAAAGCUGCAGCAGGUGGUGGAGAUGGAGAAGCAGAGGAUGAAGUUUGCUAAAGAGUUGGAGUUGCAAAGAAUGCAGUUUUUCAUGAAGACCCAGCUGGAGAUUUCGCAGCUCAAGCAUGGUAGGAGGAAUGGGAAUGCGAGUAAUCAUCACCGCAGCAGCAACAACAACAACAACAGCGAUAGCAACUAGGAACCGAAAACAAGCCCAUGUUGGCGAAUUUGUACUCUUAAAAGUGGUAGGUUUGAGUGUAUGAUCUGUUUUUCUCUUUGUUAUCACAUAUUUAAGUUUGUGAAAUCUUAGGAAGAGAGUAGUGUCAUCAGGGUAAAUGGUUGAUUAGGAUUUAGAGUUGAUUCUUAUUGGCAAGUCUAGUUGAGUCUUCUUGACUUAGCUGUUGUGAAUGCUGUUUUAACAUUAUGAAAUGAAAAUGGGGAUCAGCUUUAGCAUUGA
Rosa rugosa (rugosa rose) is the source of this 1713-nucleotide messenger RNA. Its product is annotated as trihelix transcription factor ASIL2. Gene Ontology annotation, cellular component: nucleus. Gene Ontology annotation, molecular function: transcription cis-regulatory region binding. Lineage: Eukaryota; Viridiplantae; Streptophyta; Magnoliopsida; Rosales; Rosaceae. The record is from RefSeq and is a predicted model, not a curated record. The coding region runs from base 331 to 1455 and encodes 374 amino acids. The transcript has a single exon.